AUGGGUGGAUUUGAAAUCUUCAACUCUUUCCUCACUAACAAGUACUCAUCAUCUACUUCAAGAUCUAUCAAUGUUCAAGAAACCAGCUUUGAGGCCAUGGCUCCUCCUCCUCCUCCACUUCAGCCUAUGGAUCAUCUAAGACCAUAUGAUGUUCCCUCAAACAACAUGUGGAGUCUUGGAGAUAAUAGUGAUUUUCAUGCAUAUCCAUGCGUAGAAGGUGUUGUUGGUCCGAGCAUACCAAUACUAUCUACAUUCGAUGAAGAAAAUUUCCCAAGAAACGAGCCCUCGUUAAGUCUCGCCGCAGAUGUUUCUGAUGAGUGCUCGGAGAUAAGUCUUUGUGCUGCUACUAAAUCUACUAGAAUAACCUCAGAGCAUGCUUCUUCUAGCAGCAAAGACGUUUCUAAUAACGUCUCUCAAGUCAUAUUUGGCUCAAAGUACCUUCACUCUGUUCAAGAAAUACUAUCUCAUUUUGCCACAUACUCCCUCAACGGCUUAGAGACUAAUCCUCAAUGCUACUUUUCAUCUCGAGGAACCGAGUCAGAGGGUACAAACUCGGUCUUUACUUCAUGUUAUGAGAAUCUAAACGAGUUUCUUGGUGGCGGUUCACAAAGACAAUUACCCGAACGAUUCAGAGAAACAUCUUCUUGCUAUACGGAGUGGAUUAACAAGAAGUCAGGUAUCAAACUGGUUUAUAAAUGCGAGGGUAAGGCUAUGGAAGCCGAUGAUAGAAGACAUGUACGCAGAAAUUAA
Molecule: messenger RNA, 750 nt
Organism: Brassica napus (rape)
Lineage: Eukaryota; Viridiplantae; Streptophyta; Magnoliopsida; Brassicales; Brassicaceae
Product: homeobox protein ATH1-like
Exons: 3
Coding region: 1-750 (249 amino acids)
Source: RefSeq, a predicted model, not a curated record